GCCAAAAAUGCAGUCGGAAGCGAGAAAACUAUGGAUCAGUAAAAGAAGUCUUUCCGAAGAAGGUCCGUCGGUUGAAAUUGGCUUCGAAGCGCUCAAAUUUCAGGAGGAGUCCGGAGCGAUGAAAGAAUGCGAAUUGUGCUGUGAAAUGGUGCCGGCCGGAGCAUUUUGUCAACUCAUUAAUUGUCGGCACGUGUAUUGCCGGAUUUGUAUUCGAAAGUACAUGGAGCUAUCGAUUCUCGGAAAUCGUGUCGAAAUUCCGUGUCCCGGCGGAUGUCCGGCGGUUAUUCAUCCGAAUGACGUCACACGCUACCUGCUCCCAAACACGGACCUAAUCUCCAAAUACGAGUCAUUCAGCAUUCGAAUGGCCCUUUGCCGAAUCCAGGAUGUUCGAUGGUGCCCCGCACCGGAUUGCGGAUUUGCCGUAAUCGUGCCCAAUGGUCAAAAGUGUCCGCGUAUCAAGUGCCAGCGGCCGGGCUGUGGCCGGGAAUUUUGCUUCAAGUGCCGAAAAGUGUGGCAUGAGGGAACCAGGACGUGCUCCAAGACUUUUGAACAGUUGAAGAAGAUUACGGAGAAUGACGUCUCAGCGCACCCGUGUCCACGUUGCAAGACAUUAAUUGUGAAGGAAAACGAUGGUUCAUGUAAUCAUAUGCACUGUACACUGUGCGGAGCAGAAUUCUGUUGGCUUUGUCUUAAAGAAAUCAAUGAUCUACAUUAUAUGUCGCCGACGGGAUGCACGUUUUGGGGAAAAAAACAGUGGAGUAAUAAGAAGCGGCUUUUGUGGCAAAUUGGCUCGCUAAUCGGCUCCCCGGUGGUAAUUGCCGCGACGGCAGUGAUCUCCGUACCAUUAAUCACCGGAAUGAUUCCAUUUUCGGUGGGAAAACGGGUUUACAAGCGGCUGAAAAAUCAAUCGAAGGCGAAAAGAGUCAUCUCGACGGCCGCCGCCGUCACCACUUCGGCCAUCGUUUCGCCGGCCAUUGCCGGAGUUGCUGUUGCAAUCGGCGUUCCAUUUGCACUUGGCUACACGUACAUCAUGGUACCGAAGGCGUUAGUUCACGAUGUCGUCGACUAUGUUCAAAAGAAGAAGCGACGAGAGGUUCCGAUUGCAGACACCUUCCACGUGGACGGUUACCAUGGAGCAACAAUGUCAUUGGCUCCGCCGCCGGAGCCAGAGCCUGAGCACCGAAAUGCGGAUGGCUCGGCACCCGGACCAUCAUCAGUGACGUCAUCAGACUAUUCGGAGGAUUUCUCGUCGUCGUCGGGCGAUGAUUUUAAUUAGAAGAAUCUCUUUUUAAUAUUUUACAUCAUAAUUUAAUUUUUUAAUAAUAAUGUAUGUUUUUCGAGGUUUUGAGUGUGAAACAUAGUGAAAAAAUAAUUUUAAAUAAAAAAUGCAAAUUUAUAUAAACGAUUAGUGAGAAA
Caenorhabditis elegans is the source of this 1416-nucleotide messenger RNA. RefSeq names its product RBR-type E3 ubiquitin transferase (gene Y49F6B.9). The coding region runs from base 8 to 1276 and encodes 422 amino acids. Gene Ontology annotation, biological process: protein ubiquitination. Gene Ontology annotation, cellular component: membrane. The transcript is spliced from 10 exons. Gene Ontology annotation, molecular function: ubiquitin protein ligase activity; zinc ion binding; ubiquitin-protein transferase activity. NCBI's taxonomy places the organism in Eukaryota, Metazoa, Nematoda, Chromadorea, Rhabditida, Rhabditidae. The record is from RefSeq and is marked reviewed.